AUGGAACCCAGGGAACAUGAACACUGGCCAUUUGUAGAACUGGAUGGCCUCUCCGAUUCAGGAUUCGAAGAUCUACUUUGUAAGUACAGCGGGUGAUAAUUUUUGACCGGGGUUGAUUCAAGGCAAUUUACCUUAUUGGCUAAAUUUUACAUGUCCCCUAACUCUUUGUUUACAAACUUAAGGCAGAAAUGUUAAGUUGAAUGUUUAGAUCCGCAGAUGGCGUGGUUUGUUUAAUUCUGUGGAACCCGCCGCUAAAUUCUGAUGGUUCUAUCUAUUUUUAUAAAUUUGCAAUAUCUCCUUAGCAUCAACUAGAUUAAGAAUCUUUUUUAUUAUCACUUUCCAACUAUCAGGGCAAGUUCUUAUAGGUCUACCAUUUUGCCCUAUAUUUCUCUCUUAUUUCUCAUUUCUUUUUGGUAGCGGUUGAAUUUGUGGAGAAAAAAAUACUGUGCUACUAUCCGUGGGACUAAAGAUAGACUUUUGCGCAAAUCGGAAUAUCGUACUCAGUGUGAAUGUUCUUUUUGAAAUUGUCAUCUGAGAGACGUGUUCGAAACUACCUAAACAAAAAGAGGUCACACUCGGGUUGGACAGUGUGUUAUGACAUAGACAUGGUUCAGUGGAACACCUGAUACAGUGUUACAUGGCCGUAACAAUUUCUUCCGAUCGAUGUUAUAUUUUUGCAUUCUAGUGAAAGUAAACCCAUGGGCUUUGUGAAAACUAAUUAAAAACCAAACAUUCAAACAUUGACGUUUUUUUUAUUGACAAUAAUUAAUGUACACUAAUAUUUGCGCGAUUAUGUACAUUGCAGUCCAUGUACGUGCGUAGAGACACGGUUUGCGUACUUCGACCGGCAGCCCAGCAUAUCACGAUCACGAUCAGCAGCGGGAGUUUCUCCUGAGAAUAUCACGGGUUUUUGGUAGCUGGACAAUCUUUCCCAAUACGGAUCUAAAGCUAGGCAUACCUACCCUAAAGAAAUCAUUGUAAAAGAAUUUUCAUCAAAGUAAUGAGAUAAAGUGCAGCUAGAAGUGCUUAGGAAUUAAGUUUAAGUCUUUCGGCUCUUGCGUUGCUAACUGGCCCUUUGGAAAGACCUUGUAUGUCAUUUAGACCGCGAGCAGUCUCUUAUUUUUCUUUGCAAAGUUACUAAUCCCUUAUUGUAAUAAUAACAUCGUGGUUUGCUGUCGCACUGGAUGAGAUAAGAACUAGACGGAUUUUAAGAGAAAAGGCGGACUGCAAGCAUUCUAAUGUCAUAUUGAUUUCAAAACGUGUCCUUUUUACUUAAGCUCAUUUAUGAGGUAGAAACUGACUAUAUGUUGUGGCUCCCGACUACUAUGGGCUGCUUUAUUUUCUAGCUUUAGCACCUUGAUAUUCUGAUCGGCCUUUAAUCAUAGAGUUAAAUCCCGAAAAGCAUCUGUUUUAACACUGAGUACACGUAGGUUCAAUUUCUACUCAGCUAGCCCCUGUAAACGACAGAAAAGAAUAGAAGAGAGUGUGGAAGAAGAAAAGAAAAGAGUGAUAAUGAUGAUGAUGAUGAUGAUGAUGAUGAUGAUAAUGUUUAUCGGUGAACCAUGUGAAUUAAGUAAUGACCACUUUACACAAACAAUCAUACUAAGUGAAAUUUUCAGUUUCUUACAUUUUAUAAAUUACAGCGACGUUGAUGAAAGCUUUAUUAACCGAUGUCACUUCAUUAAAAAAGUUCUUCCAGAGAGCAGUUUAAAUAAUCAUAUGGGAUUGCUACAGAGCAGCAACGACGGCUCAAGCAACGCUUGCCAGGCCCAAAAGAGCUUGUUUAUCGAGUCCAAAAGUGAACUAAAAGCCUAG
Porites lobata is the source of this 1815-nucleotide messenger RNA. Lineage: Eukaryota; Metazoa; Cnidaria; Anthozoa; Scleractinia; Poritidae. The record is from the annotation of a GenBank genome assembly.